Trichomonas vaginalis G3 is the source of this 414-nucleotide messenger RNA. RefSeq lists its product as uncharacterized. The record is from RefSeq and is a predicted model, not a curated record. Lineage: Eukaryota; Parabasalia; Trichomonadida; Trichomonadidae. The transcript has a single exon. The coding region runs from base 1 to 414 and encodes 137 amino acids.
AUGGGAAAGUCUGGAACUCUCAAUCCCAGAUUGAUAUAUAAAAGGUAUUCUUCUGAUCAAGGAAUAGUGUACCGUGUUGGAAAAAACGGAACUCUUGUUAAAGAAGGAGUCUUUUCAUCUGAAGCAGAAAUUGAAAGCAUUAGAAGAAAAAUUCGAAAAAAUCCAUCGUCAUUAUGCUCUGAUCUCGGUAAGCCUCCAAAAUUUGUCCUGCUUAAACCAAAAAUAGCUCCUAAAAGAAUUCAAGAACAAGAAAUUAAUCAAAAUCAAAUCAUUACCGAAGAAUACGAUUGUAUAGCUCCGUUUGAACCAAUUGACUAUUCCAAUACGUUAGAACCAAAUAUCGAAAUUGAUUUUUCCGAUGAUCUACAUUUCAAUUUGAAUCAAGUAGAUUCUCCAAUAGACCUUAACUUAUAA